This is a messenger RNA of Priapulus caudatus, 1492 nucleotides long. RefSeq names its product integral membrane protein GPR137B-like. Gene Ontology annotation, cellular component: lysosomal membrane. The transcript is spliced from 7 exons. The record is from RefSeq and is a predicted model, not a curated record. Lineage: Eukaryota; Metazoa; Priapulida; Priapulimorpha; Priapulimorphida; Priapulidae. Bases 62 to 1348 code for a protein of 428 amino acids. Gene Ontology annotation, biological process: positive regulation of TORC1 signaling.
AGUGACUCAUUCAUUUAGCUCCUUGUUUAUGAUGAGGUAGUUGGGCGUUUUAUGAUUGUGUAUGAUGAAGAUGACCCAGAUUGAUGUGGAAGAGGUUACUCCUCUUCCGUCAUUAGUCCAAGAUAUGGAGCCAACUUCGUUUAUUGUUCCGGCAGUCAUACCAAGUGUUAGACUCAGUCUGUCUGCAGUUUACACGACACUGUACGCAUUGUUGUUUGUCGCAGUGUUGACACAGUUAUUUCUGAUACUCUACUACAGACACAAGAGACUAAGCUACCAAAGUAUUUUUCUAUUCCUGUGUUUAGUGUGGUCAGGACUGCGAACUACACUAUUCUGUUUUUAUUUUGAAUCGAGCAAUGUGAUUUUGGCAAACAAUUUGGGCACAUUCUGGUACUGGCUACUUUACUGCCUUCCAGUGUGCCUGCAAUUCCUCACGCUAUGCUUGUUGGUAGAGUUCUUCACACAGAUGGUGUUCAGAGCUAAGGCACGAUAUGAGCCAAGUAAAUACAAGAAACCAUUUUACAUCAGUCUGGUGGUGGCUAUGCUUGUCUUCACCAUCGUCAACAUUGUGUGUGCGGUGGUCACGAAGACGUAUCAGCAGGAUAUUCACCAGUCUGUUCCGAUAGCCCUGUUCUACCUACGCGUGAUAGUGAACGAUGGCUUGUUCAUCACAUACGGAGUGCUCUUGUCGAUUUCCUUAUACAAGCUCACUAAAACCGCAUCGUCGAACCUGCUGCUAGAAGCAAGAGGUACCACCAAGUGUCAAGCAAUGACGGCAGGUGUGUUUAUCAUACUACUGUACACGUCCAGGGCAGCCUACAAUAUGCUUGUAGUGCUUUCUCAUGAUAGCCGUCUGCCCAACUUUGGGUAUAGUUGGUCAAAUGUGUCUGACCAGGGAGACUUGGUUGGUCAAGAUCCAACUUACGUGUAUGUUGUUUUCGGCGUAAUCCUAUUCAUCUGGGAGUUCCUACCGACACUUAUUGUGAUAAUAUUUUUCAGAGUUAGAAGCCCAGAAGGAACCUUGAGAGCGACGGAAAUUGUUUCGUCUCGGAGUUUUGGCUCAAGGGCGUAUUUCUUCGACAAUCCGCGCCGUUAUGACAGUGAGGAGAGUCUGGUCCCCCAGUCAGGAACACCUAGCUGGUCGCACGACGCUGCGUUAGCCACGUCGCCCUCGUCGCACUCUGUCAACAGUGCCUUGAUGUAUCAGGCCUCGCAGCUGUCGUACGGUAGCGUCGGCGGCUACCCUGGCCUGUGGAGCCAGAGCUACGGCACCCCACCCCACCAAGGCCGGCUGCAUCGAUACCACAGUCAGCAAUUCAGGGACGUUAGCCAAACGCUUUCAGAGUGAGGACGCAUGUGAGAGCGUACAGUAUCAAGCAUGUGAGGGUCAGGUUUCGUGACAAGGUAGCAGGAAAGUACUGUCAGAGAAUAGUGUGUAUACUAUAGUGGUCUAGUAUUUUGAUUAUUUUAUUUUUAUGUUGAAUAUACCAUU